AACUCAGCGCGUGCAGGUGAUAACGUGAUUUAAUUCAACGUUUACGGAAUCAGACUGAGGUGUGAAGAUGAGGGACAUGUCCAAUGGUCCAACUGCUCUGUUGGAGGACGAGUGUGAUCUCGUACACACUCCCACAAACUCCCACAGCCCGCGCAGGGACGUUCCCAGGGUGGUGGUGUGGAGGAACGUGGUGUUGAUGAGUGUUCUUCACGCCGCGGCCGUGUACUCACUCCUGCUCAUCCCCUCGGCUUCACCGUACACACUGCUGUGGACUUUGUUCUGUUUUGUGUUUAGUGCACUGGGUAUAACUGCAGGAGCGCACAGACUGUGGAGUCACAGAUCAUAUAAAGCCUCACUGCCUUUAAGAAUCUUCCUCGCUCUCGGUAACUCCAUGGCGUUUCAGAAUGAUAUUUAUGAGUGGUCCAGAGACCAUCGCGUGCAUCAUAAAUAUUCCGAGACGGACGCGGACCCCCACAAUGCCACUCGGGGAUUCUUCUUUUCUCACAUCGGCUGGCUGUUGGUGAGGAAACACCCCGACGUCAUCGAGAAUGGAAAGAAGCUGGAGUUUACUGACCUAAAGAAUGACCGAGUCGUGAUGAUCCAGAAAAGGUUCUAUAAGUCCUCUGUGGUAGUGUUGUGCUUUGUGAUCCCGGCAGUGUUGCCAUGGUUCCUGUGGGCGGAGUCCCUGUCGGUGGGUUUUUUUUUACCUGCCAUCCUCAGAUACACGCUGGUGCUAAAUGCCACCUGGUUAGUGAACAGCGCUGCUCACAUGUGGGGAAACCGACCUUAUGACGUGAACAUCAACCCGCGGGAGAAUCGCUUUGUCGCCUUUAGCGCCAUCGGUGAAGGUUUCCAUAACUACCACCACACCUUCCCGUACGACUACGGCACCAGUGAGUUUGGCUACAAACUAAACUUUACCACCUGGUUCAUCGACUUUAUGUGUGUGUUGGGUCUGGCUAAAGACCGCCGCCGCGUCCCCGUUGAGCUCGUCAUGGCUCGUGCCAAACGUACUGGCGACGGGAGUCACAGGAGCGGGUAACACGGUGCAGUGAGGGGUCUCUGAUGAUCUCUGGUCUGCUGGAAGUCGAGUCCUGGGCGUGGUCACUGUACAGAAUGGGAGACGUGAUCUUUGGAUCUUUAAAUUAAGGAGCUUCUAAUUCCUACAUGCUGAAUUACGUGUUUUGUAGCUGAACUGAAUGAUCUUGCUCUGCCUGUCUGUGUGUGUGUGUGUGUGUGUGUGUGUGUGUGUGUGUGUGUGUGUUGUGUUCGGGAGUGGGACGGGAUGUGGAUUCAGUGAAGUUCUGCACAAUCAGUUAGUGUAGAAUCCUGCAGCACUGAAACUUCUUUAUGGACACUGAGAUACAGUGAUUGAUCUGUAUCUUUUGUAAAACAGCAGUUCUGACUCCAGUUUAGCUGCAAAUCGCAGGUUUAAUGUGGGAACUGUACAAACAAUGCUCGCCAUAAACAGCUUUAACUAAUCUUUAAUAAGAUUUCGGGGUAGGGGAGACAUUUGUUUAUAGAUGGAGUCUCCAGUGUCAGGGUGAAAGCUCUACCAUCGGAUUUUCUGACAUCUUUCUGACAGAGGAGUUUAUGUUUACCGAUCGCUUGUUAAUAUGACAAGAUGCAUUUUUGUAUUACUUCUCUUCUGUAUCACUUGAAGAGAAAAUAAAGAGAGGCUGGAAAUUACAGUGUACAGCUGCUGUAACGUAAGUGAGGACAGGAACUAAUUAACAUGUUUUAUAGACUUUCUACAACACUCAAUGUGACAACAAACAGUAGUUUUGAACAUACUAUAAUAUUAAUAAGUCAAAUGUAAUUUAAUUUACAUUUAGCUUAAAUAAAAAUGUUUAGAAAAUUGCA
Messenger RNA from Clarias gariepinus (North African catfish), 1863 nucleotides. RefSeq names its product acyl-CoA desaturase 1-like. NCBI's taxonomy places the organism in Eukaryota, Metazoa, Chordata, Actinopteri, Siluriformes, Clariidae. The transcript has 7 exons. Gene Ontology annotation, cellular component: endoplasmic reticulum membrane. Gene Ontology annotation, molecular function: stearoyl-CoA 9-desaturase activity; palmitoyl-CoA 9-desaturase activity; iron ion binding. Gene Ontology annotation, biological process: response to fatty acid; unsaturated fatty acid biosynthetic process. Bases 68 to 1042 code for a protein of 324 amino acids. The record is from RefSeq and is a predicted model, not a curated record.